AUGGCCUGGAAACUCUUUCCUGACCUACAGGCUCUCUCGCAGCAGAUGUCGAAUGGAACAUCCAAUCGGCGUCCUGCACCUACGUCACUGAGGCGUGACCUUGGGCCAUGGCAGAUUUUCAUGAUCGUCAUAAGCGCCACCGUUGGUGUAGGCUUCUUCGUGAGCUCUGGAGAGAUCCUGGCGUUCGCGGGGCCUGGCACAGUGUUGGUGGCCUUUGCAUGCGUCGGCAUCGUUGCGUUCAUGGUCAUGGAGGGAGUCAGCGAGAUGGUCAUGGUCUGGCCGGUGCCAAACCCCAUGGUCCAGUUCGUUAGGCACUUUGUUGACCGGGACCUUGCCAUUGUCGUGUGCGUGGCUUAUUGGUAUACAUAUGCCAUUAGCAUGUCAGCCGUUAUUGCUACAUCUGGCGUCUUGAUCGAGUAUUGGAGCUCGGAGAACGUUAGCCGCGCUUUAGUCUACCUGCUCUUCCCGGUCAUCAUUCUACUUAUAAACCUCAACAGUGUUAAGGUUUUCGGGUUUGUCGAGCUUGUCGGUGGAUACAUAAAGCUUAUAAUCGUUGCUAUAUUGUUCUUCAGCAUGAUCGUUUAUAAUCUUGGAGGCGGACCCAAACCAGCCAUCCAUUCUAAAUGCAUCAAGGACGGCUUUCAAAGCAAUGAUGCCGUUGCAUCCACAAGGGGCACAGCAGCAGUUCUUGCAAUCAGCAUUGCAGUGUAUCCCUACAUUGGAAUUGAAGGCAUAACAAUGACAGCCUUCGAAGCAAGAGACACCAAAGCACUCAAGCGACCCGCAAGGCUCAUCACCAUCAUCGUAACAAUCACGUACCUCCUAAGCGUGCUCGGCUUCGUCCUCAACGUCAACUGGACCAACCCCUACCUCCCACGCUACUACAACCAAUGGGACCCAUGGAAAAACCCCGAAUUCAACUGCACAGGCACAGUCACAACCCCACAUCUCACACGCAGCACCAACGAGGCAAACCGCAACCACGAGCGCCCAGGGCUAGGCAGCAGCUCGGUCAGCUCGAACCACACGCUCCCAAUCAUCGCCAUCGAGCAAACCGGGCAAAAGCACUACGCCGACUUCAUCAACGGCUGCCUGCUGUACAGCGCGCUCAGCACAGCCAACACGGCCCUCUUCAUCGCGUCGCGCACGCUGUACGGGCUGGGCCAGAGCGCGCAGCAGGACAGUCCCAGCGCGCUGGUGCGCUUCGUGGCGCGCUUCGGGCGCGUCGACCGCGAGGGCGUCCCGCAGUGGGCUGUGUGGGGGUCGUUUGUCUUCGCGUGGGUCCCGCUGCUGUCGUUUGGCUCCGAGAGCGGCGCCCAGCGCGUCCAGCAGGUCCUGACGUAUAUCGGCUCCACCAGCUGUGUUCUCGUUUGGGCGCCGCAGAGUUGGGCUUAUAUUCGCUAUCAUAAGUGGUUGGAUAACCAUCGCGAUCGCUUGAAGGGCCCGAGGUAUGGUGUCUACGAUCCGCUGCUGAGGGCGCAGUAUUCUGGCUUGUUAAGGUCUUGGCAGCCUGCUAUUGCGUGGUUCUCGAUGCUGGCGUGCAUCAUUAUCGUCCUUGGGUUUGCUGGGGCAGGGAUGGCGAAGAAGAAGGAGAUUCUCUUGAAAGCGCUGGACAUCUAUCUCGGGCCCGGUCUUUGUUUUGUUCUUUUCUUGGUCCUGAAAUUCCUUAGGUGGCGUUCGCGAAUCGAUGGCUCCGGAUGGGUCAAGCUGGGUGACUGGGAAGAGCUCAAGGAGGAGCUUGAUCAUCUGACGAGUUUGGUUUACCCGGAACUUAAUGUCGAGGGGGACCAACGCCGCACUGCCGUCAAUACAGAAGGGGGUGUACGCGACGGCCUUGAGCUUCAAGCAGCCCAGCAUCACUCUUAUGAUACUUCGGAUACUGAAACAGACGCGCCGAAUGGACAUGCGCAGAUACCGAAUCAUCACCCUACAGUCCGCUCAGAGCUUCAACCCGGUGAGGCUUUAGCGAAAGAUGGAAGCGUGUAAUGGGAGAGAACCAGAGGAAAAGAAAGGGGAGGUACGGUUCAGAUUAAACGAGGAUACGGACGGUAUGAAAGCGGAAGAAGUGUGUUUGCCUUGUUCGAGCCAGGCUCCAUGAAAAGUUAGGGAAAUUUUCAAACCUACUUGGGACCACACGGUGCCCACAUCUUCUCCUUCACUUAUUCCGCGUCUCUCUCUACCCACACUCUAUCCUCAUGACGACGCCUUUUCUUUCGUCAUAACAAACCCAAAAUACUCAAACAUGCCCCCGCCACCAGGCUCGUUCGCCAGCGUCUCCGCCUCCAGCGUCCACACG
Messenger RNA from Aplosporella prunicola CBS 121167, 2296 nucleotides. RefSeq lists its product as uncharacterized. Gene Ontology annotation, cellular component: membrane. Gene Ontology annotation, biological process: transmembrane transport. NCBI's taxonomy places the organism in Eukaryota, Fungi, Ascomycota, Dothideomycetes, Botryosphaeriales, Aplosporellaceae. Bases 1 to 1986 code for a protein of 661 amino acids. The transcript has 7 exons. The record is from RefSeq and is a predicted model, not a curated record.